This is a messenger RNA of Vespula pensylvanica (western yellowjacket), 1690 nucleotides long. It is a transcript of the gene Kyat, whose product is annotated as kynurenine aminotransferase. Gene Ontology annotation, cellular component: mitochondrion; cytoplasm. The transcript is spliced from 8 exons. Bases 252 to 1598 code for a protein of 448 amino acids. The record is from RefSeq and is a predicted model, not a curated record. Gene Ontology annotation, biological process: biosynthetic process. Gene Ontology annotation, molecular function: pyridoxal phosphate binding; L-kynurenine:2-oxoglutarate transaminase activity. NCBI's taxonomy places the organism in Eukaryota, Metazoa, Arthropoda, Insecta, Hymenoptera, Vespidae.
UUAGUAGACAUACUUUUAUCAUUUAGUAGACAUACAUAUAUCACAUGUUAAUGACAAACAUUAAUAUUAAUUUAGUUUAGAAGCUAUCGUCUUGUGAUAGAUAAAAAAUAUUACGCCUCGGUUUUAAUUUAUUGUUCAGAAUUUCUUAGAUGCAUAUUUCACGUCGAUCGUACGAUAAAUAUGUUAUAUUUGUGAAACUAUACUCUUAAUUUUCCCGCCACAUAUACGACUAGUGUCGUAUAUAGAAUUAUAUGUUAGUUAAAACAAGUAUACGUGGAAUAAUAACUAAAACGUCAGUUUACUUUAAUACGCUCAAAAAUAUUCAAAGCUAUUCUGCUGUGAUGUCUAAAUUUGAAUUACCAAGUCGUUUCAAGGACAAUGAUAAAUCUGUGUGGGUGGAAUAUAUCCAACUCGCGCUAAAAUAUAAACCAUUAAACUUAGGUCAAGGUUUUCCAGAUUUUCAUGCCCCUGAAAGUAUUACAAAAGCUUUAGCUGCUACUGCAAAUAAUGAAAAUCCUCUUCUUCAGCAAUACACACGAAGUUUUGGACAUCCAAGAUUAGUAAAUGCAAUUGCAAAGUUAUAUUCUAAACUUUUAAAGCGUAAUUUGGAUCCAAAUAAUGAAGUUAUUGUUACUGUUGGAGCUUAUGAAGCAUUAUAUAUUGCAUUACAAGGUCAUACAAGUCCAGGAGAUGAGUGGAUUAUAAUUGAACCAUUUUAUGAUUGUUAUGUUCCAAUAGUUCGUAUCGUAGGUGGUAUUCCUAGAUUCAUACCCUUGAAACCGAAAAAUACUAGUGGCCCACUUACUUCUGCCGAUUGGACAUUUGAUAAGAAAGAAUUGGAAGAACUCUUCAAUGAAAAAACAAAAGGAAUUGUAAUCAAUACACCAAACAAUCCUAUUGGAAAGGUAUAUACAUUGGAUGAAUUACAAUUUAUAGCAGAUCUUGCCAAGAAGUGGAAUACCCUUGUUAUCUCGGAUGAAGUAUAUGAAUGGAUCAUUUAUGAAUCAAAUCAACAUAUUAGAAUAGCAACAUUACCUGACAUGUUUGAACGUACCAUUACUAUUGGAUCUGCGGGUAAAUCAUUUAGCGUCACUGGUUGGAAAAUAGGUUGGGCAUAUGGACCAGCAAAUUUAUUAUACAACUUACAAGUUGUACAUCAAAAUGUGGUUUAUACUUGCUCCACACCACUUCAAGAGGCUGUAGCACUUGGGUUUGAAGAAGAGAUGGAGAAAUUUGAUCAACCCAGCUGUUAUUUCUUUAGUUUACCUAAAGAAUUAAUACCAAAACGAGACUAUAUGGCAAAAUUUCUUAGGGAAGUGGGCAUGUCACCUAUUAUUCCGGAAGGAGGUUACUUUAUGAUAGCAGAUUGGACACCUUUAGAGAAAAAAACUAAAUUGGAAGAAGAAACAGAUGCUAAUAAAGAUUAUAGAUUUACAAAAUGGAUGACUAAGAAUGUUGGAGUUCAAGGUAUUCCUGUGUCUGCUUUUUAUUCGGCAGAGCAUAAACAUUUAGCGGAGAACUUUGUACGAUACUGUUUCAUAAAGAAAGAUGAAAACUUGCAAAAUGCUGCGAAAAUUUUGAUGAAAUGGAAAUCAUAACAGUGAUAACAGGGUGUUUCGUUUUAUAAAUGAUUUUUUAUGCUACGAAAUAAAUUGAAAAAUAUUUGAUAAUAUAUUUGAUUAUAUAUGUA